This is a messenger RNA of Nakaseomyces glabratus, 978 nucleotides long. RefSeq names its product putative hydrolase (gene EAT1). Lineage: Eukaryota; Fungi; Ascomycota; Saccharomycetes; Saccharomycetales; Saccharomycetaceae. The record is from RefSeq and is a predicted model, not a curated record. Gene Ontology annotation, molecular function: carboxylic ester hydrolase activity. Gene Ontology annotation, cellular component: mitochondrion.
AUGCAUAAAAGCUUGCACAAGAAGGGUUUAGAACUCCGAGAUGUCGUUCCUUUAGCCUUCCAUCAUACCAAACCAAGAAUACGGCGUGCUACACCUGCUCCAUGGAAGGAAAAACCAGCUAUUAUUAACCUACAUGGUUUGUUUGGUUCCCAUAUUAUGUUUCAUUCUUUGAAUAGGCCACUGAUGAAGACAUUUGAAACCGACAUAUAUAAUGUGGAUUUGAGAAAUCAUGGUAAUUCUCCUAGAGCACAACCAUAUGACUAUCUGACCUUGAGUAAAGAUAUCAUUCAAAUGAUCAGAGAUAACAUAUAUCGGGAACAGCCUGGUAGACCUAUCUAUCUAAUCGGAUUUUCAUUGGGUGGGAAGGUUGCCCUACUAAGCUCUUUAUCAAGACAAAUAAAUGUUAAGAAGUGCAUAUCUAUUGAUCUGCCACCUUAUGAGUUAGAUAAAGUAGAUGAUAUGUUCAUGCAGAAUUUUGAACUAUUAGAAAAGAUUGUCAAGAGGGAGAUCAAAGUCCGACGUUCAUGCCCAUCAUGGAAAACUGAUAUACUGACGAUGUUUAGGGAGCUGCCUGUGAAUAAAUGCAAUCCAAAUGGAAACAAUGUGGCACUUUAUUUUGCUAAUGGUUUUCUAACAUACAAGCCUAAUAACGAAAGUUCUUCUGGACUUGAAAAUGAUUACUUGCAGUAUGCAGUACCAUUAGAAUAUAUGCCAGACAUUAUUGCCGAGAUAAAGAAAUGGCCAAGCGCUACAAGUUUGAACCCAAUGAUGUAUCAUACCAAAUCCCAACUUCCUACGCUUUUCAUGAAAGGCCUACAUUCGAGUUUCAUUAAGAAUGACUAUUCCCUUUUGAAAACGCAAUAUCCACAGUCUUCAGUACUGGAGUUUGACUGUGGCCACACCAUUUUAAUGGAUUAUCCCAAGGAAUCUACAGAAGCUAUUAUAAAAUUCUUGUCUAAUAAUAAGAGGGUCCAAUAA